AUAACUUUGGUGAGAAUUUGCGAAGCGGCUGGGAAAGUUGGGAACUCCCCUGCAGGCGUCUAGGAGCUUCUGCUACCGCAUCUUCUCCAUCCCACGGAUUUUACUGCCUUGGAUAUUGCGAGGGGAGGGAGGGGGGAGAAGGACAGCGAGAGAAGGGGGGAAGAGGAAGAGAAGGAGCCUCAUAAUUUCGCCUGCAUUCCUCCGGCUGCCCCGCGGCCCCGCUCCGCCCUGCACCAUGCACUUGUUGGAGGUGCUCUCCCUGGGCUGCUGUCUCGCUGCCGGCGCCGUGCUCCUGGGACCCCGGCAGCCGGCCGCCGCCGCCGCCUACGAAUCCGGCCAGGGGUACUAUGAGGAGGAGCCCGACGCGGGAGAGCCAAAGGCUCAUGCAAGCAAAGACCUGGAAGAGCAGUUGCGGUCUGUGUCCAGUGUGGAUGAACUCAUGACAGUACUUUACCCAGAAUACUGGAAAAUGUUCAAAUGUCAGUUGAGGAAAGGAGGUUGGCAACACAACAGGGAACACUCCAGCUUUGACACAAGAUCAGAUGAUUCCCUGAAAUUUGCCGCAGCACACUAUAAUGCAGAGAUCCUGAAAAGUAUUGAUACUGAAUGGAGAAAAACUCAGUGCAUGCCACGUGAAGUGUGUGUGGAUGUGGGAAAAGAGUUUGGAGCAACUACAAACACCUUCUUUAAACCCCCAUGUGUAUCCAUCUACAGAUGUGGAGGUUGCUGCAAUAGUGAAGGACUCCAGUGUAUGAACAUCAGCACAAAUUACAUCAGCAAGACAUUGUUUGAGAUCACGGUGCCUCUUUCUCAUGGCCCCAAACCCGUAACCGUGAGUUUUGCCAAUCACACGUCCUGCCGAUGCAUGUCCAAGCUGGAUGUUUACAGACAAGUUCAUUCUAUCAUAAGACGUUCCUUGCCAGCAACACAAACUCAGUGUCAUGUGGCAAACAAAACCUGCCCAAAAAAUCAUAUUUGGAAUAAUCAAAUUUGCAGAUGUUUGUCGCAGCAUGAUUUUGGUUUCUCUUCUCACCUUGGAGAUUCUGAUACAUCUGAAGGAUUCCAUAUUUGUGGACCAAACAAAGAACUGGAUGAAGAAACCUGUCAAUGUGUCUGCAAAGGAGGCAUGAGGCCCUCAAGCUGUGGACCUCACAAAGAAUUAGACAGAUCAUCAUGUCAGUGUAUGUGCAAAAACAAACUUAUCCCCGCUUCCUGUGGGCCCAAUAAGGAAUUUGAUGAAGAAAAGUGCCAGUGUCUAUGUAAAAAGACCUGUCCUAAACAUCAGCCUCUAAAUCCUGCAAAAUGCAUCUGUGAAUGUAUAGAAUCUCCCAAUAAAUGCUUCUUAAAAGGAAAAAGGUUCCACCACCAGACAUGCAGCUGUUACAGACCACCGUGUACAGUCCGAACGAAACGCUGUGAUGCUGGAUUUUACUUUAGUGAAGAAGUGUGCCGUUGUGUACCCACAUAUUGGAAAAGACCACUUAUGAAUUAGUGAAGAGAUCACUACUUGCUAUGUUGGUGUACAUUUUUCCAUUAGAACAAAAGAAGAACAGACACUUUGCUAAUAUUUGGAAUUAAAUGUUCACCAGAGACCCUGUGGGGCUUUCAGAGACAGACUCGUGCUUUUCUCAAGAUGUGGAAAGCAAAUGUAGAAGAUAACUGGGGUUCAUGUUUUGUAAAGAACUCAAUAAGAACUUAUUUUCUGCCAAUGACCAAACAGCCUAGGUUCUCCUUCUUGUGAUUUUUUAAAGAGAUAAUGACUAUAUAAUUUAUUUCCACUAAAACCAUCGUGCAGCAUUUCUGUUUAUAGCAGUAACAAUUGUUAAAGCUCACUGUGAUCAAUAUUUUUAUAUCAUGCAAAGUAUGUUUAAAAUAAAAUGGAAAUUGUAUUAUAUAAUAGUGAGAAUGUUUAAUCAUCUGGCUGAAAAGGAACUCGGAUUCAGCUUUAUUUUCAGGGUUUUUAACAGAGGAAAAGGUGAUUAGGAGAAAGCACUUUUAGGAAAGGAAGACUACAGACAUUGCCUCAUACCUUUUGUGUAUGUGAUUUGAAAUAGAAACAGUUAUACUGGAAUUUUCAUGACCCAGUGAUAUUUCUACCUCUAGAAUGAAACUAGCAAAGCAAAUACAAUUUGCUAAUGAAAACAUUGAGAUCCUGUACAUUGCU
Molecule: messenger RNA, 2164 nt
Organism: Chiroxiphia lanceolata (lance-tailed manakin)
Lineage: Eukaryota; Metazoa; Chordata; Aves; Passeriformes; Pipridae
Gene: VEGFC
Product: vascular endothelial growth factor C
Exons: 7
Coding region: 236-1492 (418 amino acids)
Biological process (GO): positive regulation of endothelial cell proliferation; positive regulation of protein phosphorylation; vascular endothelial growth factor receptor signaling pathway
Cellular component (GO): membrane
Molecular function (GO): vascular endothelial growth factor receptor 3 binding; growth factor activity; chemoattractant activity
Source: RefSeq, a predicted model, not a curated record